CGCCAGGCAAGGCCGAGCCGGGCGGGGAGGGGAGGGGCCGCCGCCGGCGCGGCGGACUCCGUUUCCCAGCGUGCCCGCAGGGGGUGGCAUGGCGGAGAAGGAUGACACCGGAGUUUGACGAAGAAGUGGUGUUUGAGAAUUCCCCACUCUACCAAUAUCUGCAGGAUUUGGGACACACAGAUUUUGAAGUAUGUUCAUCUGUGUCGCAGAAGGCAGAGCAAUGUGCAGCAGUGGAAAGCCAAAGAGAGCGGACUGUGCAUGCUGCCCAGGAAUGGAGAGUUCAGUUUUCAGUGGACAUGCUCCAUCUAUGUGCUAAGCCAGGAGAAAAAACAGGCCUCCAUGCAGACUUCUCUGUCCUGGUCACUGCAGGCUGAGGUGGGCAGCACCUCACAGCAAGGCAUCCUGUCAAAACUAGUUGAGUUCUUUAGAAGUUGGUUUCCUUUUCCACAAUAUAAGAAAAACGAUGACAUACUUCACCGACUGGAUGUUGGAUUUCGAUUUGACACGCUCCGUACCAUCCUGCAACAGGAAGUUCUGCUGCAGGAGGAUGUGGAACUGAUUGAGUUCCUUGACCCCAGUAUCCUGUCUGCAGGGCAGUGUAAGCAACAGGAAAACAGACAGCUUCCAACGCUACGCUCCCUAGCAACUCCUAAUAUUUGGGAUGUCUCGCUGUUGCUUGCCUUUGUAAGUGCACUGCUUAUGCUUCCUUCGUGGUGGAAGGAAUCAUCGUGGCUGCUCUGGGGACUAGUUCUGCUUGUCUAUGCAGUCUUUCGAGUGUGGGGCACAUGGAGGACAGCCAAGCUGCAAAUGUCCCUGCGAAAAUACUGUAUCCAGCUGGAAGAAACAGUGGCAAAUAGCCGAGCUUUUACUAAUCUCGUGAGGAAAGCUCUACGACUCAUUCAAGAGACUGAAGUAAUUUCCAGAGGAUUUACCCUUUUGCUUGACAGGGUCAGUGCCGCUUGCCCAUUUAAUAAAGCUGGACAGCAUCCCAGUCAGCAUCUAAUUGGCCUCCGCAAAGCCGUUUAUCGAUCUGUCAGAGCCAACUUUCGAGCUUCAAGACUGGCUACUCUAUACAUGCUGAAACACUACCCUCUGAACUCGGAGAGCGACAACGUGACCAGCUACAUCUGCGUAGUCCCCUUUAAGGAGCUGGGUCUGGGACUGAGCGAGGAGCAGGUAUCUGAAGAGGAGGCACACAAUCUCACCGACGGCUUCAGCUUGCCUGCCCUCAAGGUCCUCUUUCAGCUCUGGGUAGGGCAGAGUUCAGAAUUCUUCAGGAGGCUGGUGCUGCUCCUCUCCCCAGCCAACGCGUCCCCCAAGCCCUUGGUCUCCCCGGAACGGCUGCCUCAUCAUAUCUUGUCCGAUGUGACUCAAGGCCUACCUCACACACACGCUGCCUGCUUAGAGGAGCUUAAGCGAAGCUAUGAGUUUUAUCGGUACUUUGAAACUCAGCAUCAGUCGGGUUUUGAACGGCCAACCAGAACAAAGCAGAAGUCAAGAGAGCUGAACAGCCUUCAGACGGCGGUACGCAGCUUGCAGCUUCAUCUCAAGGCACUGCUCAAUGAGGUAAUAAUUCUUGAGGAUGAACUUGAAAAACUUGUUAGCACUAAGGAGACACCUGAGAUGACAACAGAAGCCCACCAGGUUCUGGAACAAAAACUGAAGUUUAUUCAGCCUCAUAUCCAGGCAAGCAACAGCUGCUGGGAAGAAGCCAUUUCUCAGGUGGAAAAAAUGAGUGGAAAAAACCCAAAUAAAAAAGGCAAACUUGAAGUUUCCUGUGACAGCCUACAGCGUACUGCAGUACCUUUAACACAGCCUGCUGUAUACAUAGAAAACAAAGAUCCAAUCCCUGAAGAGCAGGAAUUGGAAGCAUAUGUUGAUUAUUCAGAUACGGAGAAUGAAUACAAAAGGGAAGACUUUUACUGCUUUUCCCAGGAAGAGAGAGAGAGACAAGAACGAGAGAGACAGGAAUCUAAGAGGGUGUUACAAGAAUUGAAAUCUGUACUGGGAUUUAAAGCUUCAGAAAUAGAAAGACAGAAAUGGAAACAGCUGCUAUUCAGCGACCAUGCUGCAGUGAAACCCUUGUCUCCUGUAGAACCACUGAAGCUACUAAAUAAUUUGGAAUCACAUAUGAAUUCAGAUACAGAAAAGCAGGACUGCAGCCAAAGUUGUGAUAAAUCGGAAGAAAAAGACUCUAAUCCAAAAGUGAAUGCUGCUGAUAAAAGCAGGACAGAAUAUUUGUAUGAAGAUCCUGAGAUGGAGAAAAACAAAGACAGUACUACUGAUGAAGGUAUUUCUACAGGGGCUGAAGAAAGAAUGUGUUAUCAGCACAAAGGGGAAGUUGAAGAACUCAAGCCAAGCAAUAUGGAUGGAGUAGAGGUUUCACAGUCUCCCUUACGUUCAAAAAUCAAGCAUAGGCUGGCCCAGCUCCGCAUAUCAACAGAUUUAAACUUCACAUCUGGUCUGGCUGCACAAGUUGCUGCCAGGUCUUUCACUUUUACUACAAUGCAAGAAGAGACUUUCGGAGAUGAGGAGGAGGUGGAGGAGGAGGAGGAGGAGGAAGAGAAGGCAGAGGAGCAUGAAGACCUUGUGGAGGACUGUGAGAAUGAAGGUAGAGGCUCUGAAAGCGAAGGAAAAGCAUAAGUCUGAGCUGAACUUUGUUAAACCAAACAGCAGGCAAUUUGAUGGAAAAAACUAAGGUGGGGGUUUGAAAGUGAAAAUACUGGAUGGGAAAAAAGGACACCUAAAUAUAAUAUAUCUUGUUCCCUAAGUUUGAUACACUAAAUAGGACUUCUAAGUAUAUUGAAAAUUUGCAGGUAAGAGAAGUUUAGGCUGCAUCCAAGAAAUAGUUGGCCGUUGCCUUUUUAAGAUCCUAGUGGUGGGUUUUUGGAAUUUACCUUUGUGUUUUCUGUUUUAUUUAUUUAUAUUAUAAUGUAUUGUGGUGGGUUUUUUUCUAAAAAGAAGGAAAAACAAUGUCUUGAAUUACAACAGACUCCAUUUUUUUGCUCUCUGAUUCUGUUACGGUGUCAAUGUUUGUUCCAACAGAAAAGCCAGGACGUUUCUUUUGGAAGAACCUGAACUGUUCCCUGCAAUCUUCCCCCACCACUUUCCUUUCACUUCUUGUCUCUGCAGUGUGUUGGCUAAGCCACCGUAGGCAUUUGUGAUUCCAUGGCUAGUGAUGUGGCUCCCAACUAAAAUGUAGAAUUUUAAAUAAAAAGUUGAAAGAGCUAGUAUUUGAUGUGUCCUGGGGUAUGGGGCUGAAAUAGUAUAAAGUUAGUCAAGCUUCAUAUUAAGGUUUAUUUAGAAUUUUAUGAAGGGUUAAUAAAUGAUUCCUAGAUGUUGCAAUUCAUGUUAGAGAAAUGUGUAGUAUAUGUUAGGGAGGGUUAUAAGCACAUCAGUAGAAAGUGCUAUAGACAGCUAGAAGCGAUCUGUUGGAUUGAUAAUAGAUGGGAAGCAAAUACCUAUUUAUUAAAACAGCUAUUAAUUAUUUGUUAACCUUUUGUAAAUUGAACCUUAAUAUAAUGUUUGAUUUGAUGUAAUGAUUGUACAUUUUUGGUUAUGUCCUAAAGUAAUUUUCUUAAAGCAAAAUUACCUGAGUGCUUAUCAUAACAGCAUACUGUAUUUUGUUUAAACAGCAUACUUGCUUCUCCCUAAUGUUCUUUCGUUUUUCCUUAGAUCACAACUAUAACCUGUGUGAUUAAGAAUCCAUGAGAGAACAAGAAUUGUGUAUUUUCUAAGGUGUAUCUUGUAACUUAGUUGACAGCAGGGUCUGGAUGUGUGGCAGGGGUUAUCCAGGUUGUUUUUUACUCUGUGGUGGUGUUACGAGGAGCAGCAAACUGAUGCUCGACUCACAGAGGAUCUGGUUAAGGUUUCACUGCCUUCUCUUCCUUUUGCCCUCAGACACAAAAUGGAGCAAAGGUCUCAUGCCUCUGAUGGCGAGACACCUCUUUGUAUGGAAUACUCUACUGGGACCUCGAUAAACUUCCAGUCACGAAACACCUCACCAGUUACUUAGGGUAUUUUUUUGUCUCUUGCUGAUUCUGUAGAAUAAAGGGUAUGUUAGAUUCAAGUAGUUUGGAGCAGUAUCUUUUCUAGGAUGCUGUCAUGGGAAGUGGGGAAGAUAAUGAAGGUCAGCAGGUUAGGGCGGAACUCUUGACCAUAAGUGCAGAAAACAAGUGCUUUCUUUCAACCUCCCUCCCUUCUACUACUGAUUUUGUAUGAACGCUGCUAAAUUUGUGGAUUUUUUUCACAGACCAUAAAGAGGUAAAUAUCAAUUGAUAGAGAGGGGAGUAUGUGACUUACUCUGUUCUUUCACAAUACAAUGGCUGUCUUCUCCCUCACAUGCAGAUUUUGGGAAGGGAAUGUUUUGCCAUCAUUCAUUAACCAGUAACACUGUGUUCUGUGCCCUUAAUUUCGUGUAAAUGACUGUAAGCUGAAUGGAUGAUGUCUUGGGGAACUUGUAAAAGGAAAGAAAGAUGCUUUUCAUACUGUAUUCAGAAGCGAAGCCUCCUCUUAGUGGUAGAGUAUAUUCUUCUGUAACUUUUAAUGGUUAGUCUAAGAUGAUGAAACUUUGUUUUACUCUGUGAUAAGCAAUUAUUUUUUUUUAUUUAGAAUAACUGCUUUGGAUAAAUUGUGUUUGAAGCAUUGUCCAUGCCUCUGAAAAAGAAGUCUUCCUCAUCCUUGACUUGAGAUCCUUGAGUUCACGAAGUGCCCAGAUAAUUUUUGUUCCUAGCUAAUUGUUCUGACUUCCUAAAUGUAUGUUCCAUUAAUAUUUUUCCAUGAACUCAUCCACCAGCAUCUCAUGAUCUGAUGUUGUGUAUCCCAGAAAUGAUACUCCUGAACUCUUCCCACGGGAUCCAGAUCAUAAUUUACAAUGUGUAUGGCUAUGAUACCAAUCUGGAAAAAUGAUCAUAUUUAGGAUAUGAAUUAUCACUGUUCUCACAGUUUUGGAUGAAGUCAGUAGUAGCCUGAGUGCUUGGCAUUGCUACUAAAAUAGGUUUCAUAUCUCACAUUUAUAAAAGUUGCUAGCUCUUUAUUCCUUUGCUGCAGUCCUUAGCAAAAGACCUGGAGAAUCUACUUUGGUGGCUCACUUGGGACCUAGUUUUAUAAUACGCUGGUCUUGGUGAUGAAACUGGCCUAAGAAACUCCAUCCAUCGUUCAUUGUUCAUUUUCACCCAUCAGUUGAGUCAACACAGGUUUUUGUGGCCAUGUUAUAAACCAGCUCAUGAGCCCACUUGGGUCAAAAAUCCACCCUUUUUAGGGGUUACUUAUAGUAUCAUAGAAUGGUUUGGAUUAGAAGGGACCUUAAAGAUCAUCUAGUUCCAACCCCCCUGCCAUGGGCAGGGACAUCUCCCACUAGACCAGGCUGCUCAAAGCCCCAUCCAGCCUGGCCUUGAACACUUCCAGGGAUGGGGCAUCCACAACUUCUCUGGGCAACCUGUGCCAGUGUCUCAUCACCCUUGCAGUAAAGAAUUUCUUCCUAAUAUCUAAUCUAAAUCUCCCCUCUUUCAGUUUAAAACCAUUACCCCUCAUCCCAUCGCUCCACUCCCUGAUAAGAGUUCCUCCCCAUCUCUCCUGUAGGCCCCCUUUAAGUGCUGGAAGGCUGCUAUAAGCUCUCCCUGGAGCCUUCUCUUCUCCAGGCUAAAUGCAGUUUACAGCAUUUACCUGCAAACAGCUGUAUCAGCACAUACUGUGUUACUGGCGCGAGACUCAGGAUUGCUCGCGUUUACUUUAUUGGCAAAGGUGGUGUAGUGUGAAAUUACAGUCUUGACAUUAGACAUGGGUAUGAUCAAAGGAUGACUUUUUGGAGCAAGUUCUGAUCCUACUUUGAAUGAACAGAUUUUCUAUAAGCAAUUUAACUGAUUUCCAUGGUCUGUCUUAAUGCAGUCUUAGAAGCUGCCCAUAUGAACACCUGGGCUCACUUGCUUUCUCUGCCUCUCCUCACAUCUAUAUAUAACAGCCAUCAGGUCAUUUAUUUUGAUUCAUUUAAUGUUCUCCCUCCAGAAAAAUACGGCUAGUGGUAUACAGCACACAAAGCAUGGCUUCCCUUGAUUUGAUAACCAGGUUCCAUCUACAUGUAAAUAGUCGCUUAUAAUCCAGAUUUUGUCAUAAUUAUGUCAUUUGAAAGAUAUAUGAUAAGAAGAUUACUUGUCUCUUUUUCUAAGUGUAUGUCUUCAUGACAGAAAUGAAACAGUGGUGUAAUUGAAGCAAAUUUUGAGAAUUACAGAUGGUAGAGAACCUUUCAAAUGUGCCUGUGUCAACUAUAAGCAAGACUUGCAAAUGCGAAGGCUUCUGCUAUCGGUUGCAGUAAUGAGACGGUUUUACUCCUGACAGAGGAUUACUAGACAUCACUGAAUCUUGCACUCGGUUAGCUAAAUACAAGAUGAAAUCUGGUGGCCAGUUUUACUGAGGUUUCAGACUUUGUCCUGAGGACACCUGUCUGCGUGACCUGACUGUUUGUGUACAGGAUUGGAAAUCUUAUGUGUAUCUGAAGUGCAGAAUUUGCAACUGUCUUAUUAAUUUCUUUGCUAGUAAAAAACCAUCUGAAUAGUGGACUGUGUAGAGUUGUUGGCCUACACUGAACUUUGUAAUCUAUCUCUUUUUUUCAUUUUUUGCCUUAUUUUUAACAGAAACAGGGGGUCAAGUAUACUAAACUGCCCUUGUUCUUUAAAGUAUUUAGUGAAGGGCUGCUGUUGCUCUGCAAGUAGCUUGUUCCCAGGGCUAAUUACUCUUUAGAAUUAACAGGUUUUCAUACUGUCUUAUCUGAAAAAGCAGGCAGAGUGUGAGAAAGGCACUCGGUCAGUGUAAAGGGUCAGGCUGCUCUGGCAUCUUGUCUGUGACAGGGACUAACAGCAGAUGCUGAGGGAAGAGAAUGAGAAAAGGGAGGUGUAGUGAUGUUUCCCCAGGCUGCGCCUCAACAAUUUGUGGCUCAAGGGCUGCUUGAGCCAGUGGUGGUGGCUGUCAGCUCAACAGGUCCCAAUGGAAUUCUCUUCCAUAAAUUUGUUCAGUCUCAUGUUUGGUCAAUUAUUACUAGUCCCGAUGCCAGUAUGCACUCAUCUUUAUUAUAGUCUUUUACAAACUAGAGGAUUUCUCAAGAAUGUUUUUUAAUUUUCUUUUUUUAAACUGAGCAAGCCCACUUCUCUCGGCCCUUCCACAGAAGUCAUGUUUUCCACCUUUUGGUUGCUUUCCUCAGAAAUCUGUCCAGUUUUGGAAGUGUAGUGACCAAAGUGUGGUACGGUACUCCAGACGUAACCUCAGCAGUGCUGAGGCUGGAGUAAUAAUCACCUCCCAUAAAACACUGAACCAUUCAAAUAUAUUUGAGUCCAUAUAGGAAGAAAAUCUUUUCAGAUCUUUUACCUCUAGCUAUUAGGAUGACGAAUUAAAAUAUUUGGUCUAGUGGAGGAGAAAUAUUUAUCCACUGUCAGCAGGAUUUGGCUGGAUGAUGUUUUUCUUUGCUAACAAAACAAAAAGUUGUUAUAUCAAAAUGAUCUUCCAACAGCUGCUACCUGGUCUAACACAAACUAAAGCAGCCAAGCAACACUUGUUUAAAUUUCAGCCUGAGUUUUCAGAGCUGUUUGGAUCUCUGAUGAAUAAGCAUUUAUCACAAAAUAUAUUAUCACACAAGAAUAUGGAUAUACGGAUAUCAGAGACCAAACUGAAGGCUUCUGUGGCUAAUUUUUAAAAUGCUUGGAGGUGUGCUUAGUUCAUAUUCCCAUGAUAUUUAAUUCCCUUGUGUAUAUGUUUUUAUUUUACCACCUUGAAUUUUAAAUGCCAAAAAAUACACUUUGAUUUAUUUGACUUGGAAAUUUGUGUAGUAAUCAGAUAAGUGGUAGUAGUUCUGUAACUGUGAUAAUAAGACAUGGUCAUAGGUAAGGGUAAAAUCUACCUACUGUGAACUUUGCUUUGUAGAUGGAUACAGCAAUAUAAUUUGAGCUACAGAUCAGCACGUAACUGUUCUUGAUAUUCUGCCUCACCUUUCACACUGCCAUCUCUUAAGUUAUUGGCAGGUUUGUCAGAAUAAAAUUUGACCCAACAACUUGAAUGCUCUGUUAGCCCAUUUUACACUUUCUGAAUUGAACACAGGAUCCUGAAGAAGUGACUGUAAUUUAGUAGAUGAGGAAAAAGGGUUUGUUCCUCUGUUACAAAGUGGCUUAUUUUAAAAGGGUUGAAUAGGACCAAAACUUGAAUACUUUCACAUGAUCAGCAUAUUUUUGACCUUUAUACCUUCUCAGCUUUAAAUCUUAAAAGGCCUCACGGACAGUUUGCUUUAGGGAAUGCAGUUCUACAGCAGCUUAAACCAAUCCAGGUCCAGGCUGCCGUGGCCCUGCCGUGGCCAUGCAGUCUCAGUCCCUCCUUUAGGCUGGCUUUUGUAACCACGCAGUGAUUUAGGAUGGGAAUCUGGCUGGAAAUGCACCGCUGCUUUAACUUUCAGCUGGCUCCCUCAACUCAUUCAUCGUGUGGUUGAAAGAGCAGUAGUAGCAUCUCAGGGGAGCAGGAGGGAGUACAUGGCCGGGUGAUGAGGAGGAAUGCCAUAGCUCAAGUUUAAAUCAGUUUGAAUUAAUGUUUAUGUGCUGUGAGUUGGCAUCAUUAGUGUCUGUACUGAAGUGAGAUAAACUCGACUCUAUAUGUCGCUUCCUUCAUCUCUGUAUUUUCUGUUGAUUGAGGAUGAUGCCACUCAGUAUUUUCCUCACUCAUUUUGAGACCUCCUUUUUUUUUGUUCUUCAGGCCUAGGCUGCCCAAGACCCGUUGUGUCUGACUCCAUAGAAUCUGUUAGAGCUGUUUAUUAUGCUGCCAGUACAACUGAAAUUAUCAUGCAUGUCUUUUUCCUGCUUACUGUUUUCACCUUUCUGAUCCCUGUGACACCCACGGUCCUCUCCUUUUACCACCACUCUUAAGAGUUUCAGAUUUUAAAAUAAUACAUAAAUUCUUUUUGUCUGUAUUUGUAACACAGCUUGAUUCUUCUGUGUCUCCAGCAUCUGAACGACUUGAUCUCGAAAUGUAUACUGACUGUCCCAGUUGACUUGAGGACUGACACAGAAGGUAGACACCAUAAUAGGGAGUACUACAGUCAAAACAGAAAUAAUAAUGUAUGGCAGCCCCAAUUUAUAGCCCCCUGUUGGUGUAUAUUGGCUUUUAUAAGUAAUUUUGGCUUAGUGAAAAACACCAGUUGUGUUUUAGAAAUAACUGCAAUUCUAGUACAAGGUCCCAAAAUAAGUGUCAUUAGUUGGCUUGAUUUGUACUCAGUCUUAAUAUUUAAAGACUGCUUCCUGUCCUCCAGCUACAUGGAUGAGAAAAUAAUCUCAAAUUGCCAAAUAGAGAGUGACCAAUGCUUUCCAUUACUUUGUGCUAUUAAAAAGAGGUCCAUUGCUAAAUAAACAAAAGGAGAAAAGUCAGCGCUUAAUAUCUUCAGUAGUCAUUACUAACAGAGAAUCAUGCAUUUUAUCUCAAUAGAAGCACCAUAAAUGAGGACUGUUUAUAAUGUUUGAUAUCUGUGUUUCUAAAAUAAUAAUAAAAGGCUUUAAAUGUAUUAUGGGAUAAAAGCCAGAAUUCUAUGAAUUAUCCUCCAGAUCUUUCAUCCAAAGCCACAGCUGGUCACAUUUAAACAAGUUCACGCUGUCUGUUCCUGAACUGCUCAGUAUGACAUUGUACUCCAAGUUUUUAAUGUCCUUGCGUGAGUGUUCAUGAACAGUCUGCAUGCACCUGUGUGCCCGAGCUCUGCAGAGCCUGUAGAGAUCAUGGAACAGUGCUGAGUGAAACCUAUACAGGAGCAGGAUGCCUCAGAAGGAUUUUUGGGUUUAUUGCCUCUGUCUUCCUCUGUUGCAGCACCCACGCUAUAUGCAGUCCCACUCAUAAACGUUUUUCCUUCUCAGCUUUCCUCUUCGUAGACCAUACAAACCAAUGGUGGAGGUUUUUUUUGUUUGUUUGUUUCUCACCUGGGUUACUAUCCUAUAAUGCACCAGGUAAUAUAUUUCCAAUAGAAGCUUAAAUGUUAGUGGCCAUACUGCAAAACACGGGGCCUGGGCACACAGGGGCUGGAGAAGCUCUUCUGGUUUGACCACUUCUGGGAAGGGUUGCACUGAGGUGAUGGACUAUGGUGGUGCCAUGCUAGGCUCAAUGACUCUGCAGGGAUCUUUCAAAGCUCCAGUUUUUGCUAGGUCUGUUCUUUCCUCUGGUGGCAUCUCUCUUUCCUCUUAGUAGUCUUCAGCUCUUCUCCGGCAUUCUUUUGCCAACCCUUUAAGAACUUGGCCUUUUUCCCCUUUGUUUCUGAACCCAUUGUCUAUGUUUUAGGAAACGGCAGGCUAGAGGCAACCCACACUAAGGCACUUCUGCUUGUUCCCAGUCAAAAACUCGUAAACAAGAGGAUUCUUAGGGCUGGUAACUUGCCUGUCCUGACUUUCCUUCCAGGGAGCUUUGACCUCCAUUUCAACCUGGCCCUCCUGUUCCUUCCUGGACUUCAGAGCAUUCGCUUCCAGAGGGCUCCCUCCUUAAUGAUCAUAAGAUGGCAAUGUCUCCCCAGCAAGACUGAUCCUUGAACACACAUUCUUCAUUACGUGAGCUUUACUUGUUCUUUCCAACAGGAGCGUGGCACAGUUAUGGCUGAGUCUGCAUUCCCCUAAAUAACCUUGUGUCUUCCUGCAGCAGGGGCUGAAGACACGCUUUCCAGCUGCUGUGCCACUGUGCUUUGGCUCCACAGCUGCCUAGCCUUGAGCUCUGGAAGCUCUGGGAUCUAGCAGUUGUGCUUAAACCUUGCCCACUUUCAAAGAGCAUGUGUUUUCGGAACACAGUUACUACUAAAUCUCCCCUGCAUUGAGCCGUUUUGAAUUUUUAUUGAGUGGCAUUAAUGGAUUGUUUCUUAACUUAAUUUGAGGGGUUCGUGUGAGUUUUAUAUAUACACACACACACUUCAUAUUGUACAUGUGUGUUGCCAGGUAUCACAUUGAAAAGCUUGUCUAGCAAACAGGUAUUCUUCUCAUAUAUCAAACUUUCCAGUUACUUACUCAGAAGGUAAAGAAAAACUCGAUUCUUGCUAUCUAAUGGCAGUUCUGUUCUACCAAGCGGGCUGUGUGGAGGUAUUUAAAAUGCACGCGGAUUUUACACCCUUUAUUAGAAAAGCUAUUUAACCUUGUUUUCUCUAAUCAAGGCUUUGCACCCGAGCUGCUGUGAGUGCCUGUAUGCCCAUCUGCCCUGUCUUAAACACGUAAACAAAUACAUGUUCCUCAACAUUUCCUGCCUGCUAAGUCUUAUCGUUUCCCAAAACAAGCCCUAAGGGCAGCAUAGAUUGCCAAGGAAACCACAGGGACGGGAAAGCAAAGAACCUGGAUAAGCUGCUGUUUAAUUGGUUAAUAAAUGAGGGCUAAAAUAUAAGAGGAAACGUUUAAAAGAACAAACUGCAGGAAGAGUCUUCUGGCAGGGCUACAGAGGGAAAUCACGUGUGAUACGCUCUGAAAAAAUCCUCUGUUUUAUCUACAUUUUUGUUUCCACAGAAAGACUCAGUCCUGCUGUAUCAAGCUGUAUGUAAAUCAAUCUCUGUAUCUCUUCCUUUAAGCUCUGUACGAUGUCAGUCUCUUUCCUUCGACUGCACCGAAACCCCAUGUGGUUUGGCUCCACUGGGAGCCUCUUCUGCACCUUCCCUGCCAGUUGCUGACACUGCUUUAAGCACAGUUGAUGAGAUCGACCUCAAGCAGGUUUAGAUCAGCAAGUCUUUAAAUCAGGUGUGAAGCCAGGUGACUGCUCAUUUUAAGGCUCCAAGAUCUAAAGUUCUAGGUUGGAUGUAGGCAGUAGCAGGAAGACAUUCCUCGGUUCUGCCCUUUCCUUGUGAUAGGAUUUCUUGCAUGUGGUAUUUUCCCAAACACUUUUAUUUCUCUUUUUCUUACUUUACUGCUUUACCUCAUUCCUUUUUCCCAUGGAUAUGAAUCAGGACCGAAAGUCUUUUUUACAUGUUUGAUGAUGUGCAUCACCAGGAUCAUUUUUAAGCCAUUUUUUAAAAAUUUUGGCUGGGUUUCCCCAGCUUCAGAAGUAGUUUUCUCAAUUGUGAUGGUAAUCCCUUUCAAAGCCUUCUUGGUUGCUAUUGUUUCUUCAGCACCUGUUGUAAAAUUCUGCCUCACUACUGCAUGUGUCUCUUUUUGUCCUUAUCCUGUAUCCCUAAGAGCUGCUUAGGUGGCGUGGAUGUGGCUUAUCCAUCCUUCAAUUAGUAAUGAUUGAAUGGAAUAGGGAAUGCAUUUAUAGGGAUGCAUAAAUGCUGUAUCAGCAGUUUGUUUGAUCUUUUAUAUGGAAGUUUAUUUAUAAUUCCUCUUUCAUCCUGAAAAUGAAAUUAAUUUUAAGCAAUCCUGGCAAUAGUUUGUUUCUGCAGUGUAUUUUGCUGGCUCCUUAGUACGAGCACUUUAGUAAUGAACACUAGUUACUCUUGUAUAAAUAAGUGAUGACUGAAGCAAGAAUGUUUUUCUGUGUCUUGUGCUUCCAGUUGCGCCUUCCUAUUACCUUUCAGAGAACUGUAUGCUGUGCAACCAUGUGGCAACUAUUACGAGAAUCCCUUUUAUCAUCACAUAAAUGGCUAGGUACGUUGGGCUUUAGGAAGAGAAUAAUGUGACCAGUUGAGGAGACUGGUCGCAGGUAGAUCUUUAACCCAGAAACUGGGCUUAGGUGCUCCACAGGAGAUGUCUUCUACUUGUCUAGCUGUAUGACUGCUGAGAAACAGACUUUCUCUGUACACUUCGAAAGUGCCAAAAUAGUGGCAACAGUACAGACUGGCUCCUUUUAUCUGAAGCUUUGUGGCUCCCUCAUAAUGCUUAGACUUUAUUAUCAGAGCAAAGGCUGUGCUCUGCUGAUGUUAGGAGCUGUGGCUGACGCGUACCUCUUUCCCUGUAUUGGUUUUAAGGUUAACAGCUGUUGACCGCUCUUCUUGCUUAGGUAUGACUCACUCUCACCUAAUUCAUAUCCCCAGGAAGGAAAGCUUGGAGAUGACUAGGGAAGAAGGGAAAUAAUUUGAUUUUGAAGGGCAAGGGGAAGCUUGGCGAGGCAGGAGUAUUUAUUCUUAUGCAUUGAAUCUUGCUGCCUAAUCAGUGCAUAAUUUGCUGUGCAGUACAUAAGGUCUUGCUUAUUCUUUGCUGUUUCCAGGUUUGUUUGUUUGUUUUCAUAUGGAAUACUGAACUGAUCCAAUUGCUGCUCUUAGAAGGAGAAACCUGUCUACCAAGAGGGGUCUGUAAUGUUUUCCUUCACUCGGAGAUUUUUUGAAUGCUAAAUUGCCUGUGUGUAUUCUUCAUAAUGUACCAUAUGCAAAUAUUCUUCAGGAAUUGAUACUACCACUUCAGACAGUCAGUAUUUUCUAUGUAAGAACUGUACGUUUCCUAUACUGCCAAGAAUGUAUAUAUAUCUACGAAGACUUAAGAUUGUAUCUUUUUGAGCAAGCCUCUUUCUUCAACCAUCUGAAACUUUCUUCCUGUUUCUCAAGUUCUCUGCUGAUUUAUUAGACACUUGUGUUACUUAUUGUGUACUUUUUGUAUCAGCUGUAUUGCUGUAUUUCUCCUUUCUCUCAUUAAAACCUGUUCUUCUCAUCCUUCUA
Messenger RNA from Chroicocephalus ridibundus (black-headed gull), 13558 nucleotides. RefSeq names its product vezatin, adherens junctions transmembrane protein (gene VEZT). Gene Ontology annotation, molecular function: myosin binding. Gene Ontology annotation, cellular component: plasma membrane. Gene Ontology annotation, biological process: cell-cell adhesion. The record is from RefSeq and is a predicted model, not a curated record. The coding region runs from base 259 to 2643 and encodes 794 amino acids. The transcript is spliced from 13 exons. NCBI's taxonomy places the organism in Eukaryota, Metazoa, Chordata, Aves, Charadriiformes, Laridae.